GGGAGGCGUGCAAGGAUAAGACAGCGACGGAGCGCACCAAGGAUUGGUGGGAAACGGCGCAGUUCUAUCAGAUCUAUCCGCGCUCCUUCAUGGACUCGGAUGGCGACGGCAUCGGUGAUCUGAAUGGCAUCACGAGCAAGCUGGAGUACCUCAAGGAUCUGGGCGUGACAGCUGCCUGGCUGUCGCCCAUUUUCAAGUCUCCCAUGGUGGACUUUGGCUACGACAUCUCCGACUUCUUCGACAUACAGCCAGAGUACGGCACAAUGGAAGACUUUCGUGCGCUCAUCAAGAAAGCCAAAGAAUUAGAUCUGAAAAUCAUCCUGGACUUUGUGCCCAAUCACUCCAGCGAUGAGAACGAGUGGUUCAAGAAGUCCGUGAAGCGGGAGAAGGGCUACGAGGACUACUACGUGUGGCACGAUGGGAAAAUAAAUGCGGACACUGGCAAGCGGGAGCCUCCCUCCAAUUGGCUGCAGGCAUUCAGAGGCAGCGCCUGGGAGUGGGUGGAGGAGCGCCAGCAGUACUACCUGCAUCAGUUUGCCGUGCAGCAGGCGGACCUCAACUAUCGCAAUCCGGAUGUGGUGGAGCAGAUGAAGCGCGUGCUGCGCUACUGGCUGAACGAGGGCGUCGCUGGCUUCAGGUGCGACGCGGUGCCAGUGCUCUUCGAGGUGGAGGUCGACGAGAAUGGCCAGUAUCCGGACGAGGCAGUGAGUGGGCUGACGGAUGACAAGGAUAAUCGCAACUAUCUGAAGAACGAGCUAAUCGAGAACAGACCCGAGACAAUCGACAUGGCCUAUCAGUGGCGCACGGUGAUGGACGAUCACCAACGCAUUUACGGCGGAGACACGCGGGUGCUUCUGAUUGAGACCUACGCUCCGCCCGCCUACACGAUGCAGUUCUAUGGCAAUCGGUCCGUGGAGGGUGCCCAUCUGCCCUUCAACUUCAAUCUGAUUACGGUGCCGGCGAGUGACGGCGUCUCGGCGAGCUCCAUCAAGAAGGCCGUGGAUAAUUGGCUGUUGUCAAUGCCCGCCGGACGCACACCCAACUGGGUGAUUGGCAAUCACGACCAGCGCCGCGCGGCCAGUCGCUAUGGCGCCGCCAACACGGACGCCAUGAACAUGCUGGUCAUGAUUCUGCCCGGUGCGAGUGUCACCUACCAGGGCGAGGAGCUGGGCAUGACAGACGGCUGGAUUAGCUGGGAUGACACCCAAGAUCCGGCUGCAUGCAACUCCGACAAAGACAGCUACGAACAGUUCACUCGUGAUCCCUCGCGUACUCCUUUCCAGUGGACGAGCGGCACCAAUGCCGGCUUCUCCACGGGCCCCAAGACAUGGCUGCCCCUUGCCGAGGACUACGAGACCCAAAACGUUGAGGUCGAAACAGCAGCCACGCGCUCCCAUCUCAAGAUCUACAAAUCGUUGGUCGCCUUGCGUAAGAGCUCGAAGACCCUGCAAAAUGGAUCUACCAAAUAUGCAGUACUUAAUGAGAACGCGUUUGUGGUCAAGCGGUGAGUGGAAAGUGUGUCA
This is a messenger RNA of Drosophila arizonae, 1523 nucleotides long. RefSeq names its product Maltase A7 (gene Mal-A7). Lineage: Eukaryota; Metazoa; Arthropoda; Insecta; Diptera; Drosophilidae. The record is from RefSeq and is a predicted model, not a curated record. Gene Ontology annotation, biological process: carbohydrate metabolic process.